UACGAGAGAAACAAACAAUUAUAUUGACACAAUGUACAGUGAAGCCAAACCUAAAGUCAAGACUGCCAGAAAUAAAGCAUACAUGUUGACUUUUUACAGAAACGGUGAUCUAUUCACACCGGGUAUCAAAGUGUCACUGCAACCAGGUAAGCAUUUCGCAAAUAUGGAUAAUUUAUACGAUUAUUUAACGCAAAAAACCAAGCUACCACGAGGAGUUCGUUACAUCUUCACGUUAAGUGGUAAGAGAUUGACAUCGUUGGAUGACUUCGAAGAUAGGGAAUCGUACGUGGUUUCGGACACCAAGCAAUUCCAAGCAAUGGCUUACGGAGCUUCUGAAAGAGCAAGAACUACUCACGCUUCUCGUAGACCAUUAGCAGCACCUCUACGUGAAGAAGAUAUGAAAUUGUUCCGUCCAGUGUCACCCAGUAUAGUCAAACGUACAAAAACUUAUAGAAAUGCGGGUUCUAGAUCGCAUUCUCUUCCCAAUUCCAAUGAAGGAAAAGUGAUAACGGUGGUUAAUGGACAAGACCAAAAUGUCUACAGUCGCGUUUUAUUAAAUCUGCGUGCCAUGCAGACUUUCGAAGAGAUUAUGAAGGAUUUAGGUCAAGCUGUGAAAGUGAAAGAUGCCAGCAAGAUGUACAGUCAGAAAGGACAAGAAAUUCGAAGUUUUUCCCAAUUGAGGGAAGAACUAAAAACUACAGAAAAAUUCUAUCUCGAUAGGGAAGAAAGAACUGAUAUUUCUGAGCAAACACUUAGGGAAUCUUCGCCCAUCAGAAAUGGAAAAUUAAAAAACAGUAACCAUCCGACCAAUUCCUUUAGCGGGAGUGUACCCAAUCUUUCAAUCUGCAAAUCGUCGUCAUUUUACUCCAUUAAAAUCAUUGAUAUUCAAAAUAAUUGUUAUAAGAUACAGCUUAAUUUUAAGACCUCGUUGAUGACAUUAAAUUAUUGGAAUUUCUCUAAAUUACGAAAUCAAAUGAUGUUUAAUGAUAGGAAGAUAGAUAUUAACGCUAUUAACCGAGAUCCAUUUCCUGUUUAUCGAGAUUCUGAUAGCACAACAAUUCAAGAAACCAGGAAAUCAUCCAGAGAUCCUCAUAGAAUCAAAGCAGGACCAAACAAAACUGAAACCUCUCAUUCCUUGGAACAGAAAAAUAGCAAUCGACCAAAUAAACGAUUAGAACUGGAAUGGGUUCACGGAUAUAAUUGUCGUCAUUUAGGUAAAAGUAUUUAUUUACUACUAACGGGUGAGCUUUUAUAUACUGUAGCAGCUGUUGCUGUUUUAUAUCAUCGGGGCCGCCACAAACAACGCCAUUAUCUUGGACACACAGAGGAUAUAGAAUGUAUGGCAGUUCAUCCUUUGGGCGACAUGAUUGCCACUGCUCAGGGACCCGGAAUGGCUGAAAAAUCUCAAGCACAUAUACGUAUUUGGAGGGUUGAUAAUUUAGUCACGUUAUCUGUAGUUGGACUAAACAGGUUUGAUGCUGGAAUUAUAACUACGGCAUUUUCACCCGAGGGAAACGUUCUAUUAGCCAUUGAAGAUCACAUAUUAUCGUUGUGGGAAUGGUCUCAAGAUACUGAAAUCGGAAGGGCAUCUGUCGAUCAAACUGAUAUUCAUGGCUCUACAUUCUUAACAAUCGACAAAGAAAUAGCAAUUACUUAUGGAAAACGGCAUUUAACGUUAUGGAGAAGAGCGAAGGAUGACGUUUUAGAAAGGCAAGAUCUGAUUACUCUGGUGUCGGGAUUUUCGUCAAAAAUUAUUAUGUCACUCGAAGUUUUGCCUAAUGGUACAUUCUUAACUGGAGAUUCUGAUGGGUAUUUGGCAUUGUGGAUGCAAGACGAAAGCACAGAAACUUAUUUUAUUAGUAAAGAGAUUAGAGCUCAUGCCAAUAAUGUAAAUACAAUUUUACUUCUACCUGGCGAACUGUUAGUAACUGGAAGUAGCGCACGAAAAGAAGGAGAGAUAAGUAUCUGGAAUCUUAAUGAUAAAUUAUCAAAAUAUAUGACUGCUAGACUUCCUCCAGAAACUGGUGAAGUAAAGUCAUUAUGUCCAUCAGCUCUAGAAACUUAUCAAGGGACAUUUUAUUUGGGAACAUCUCAAAAUAUUAUCCUGGAGGGUUCUUUACAGGGAACAUUUACAACUAUUAUUCACGGUCAUCAAGAAGAAAUACGUGCCUUAGCUGUAGAUCCUUACGACACGGAAUACGUAACAGCAGGCAUAGACAAUAUCAUUUGCAAAUGGGAUAAAGAUAGUUUAUUAUGGAAGGUGCUAAAUGUCUCAAACUGCUUUUCCCUUGCCAUACAUCCAGAGAGUACUGUUGUCGCAGUCGGAGAAGCCACGGGGAACGUAGUCGUUUUAAAUUUAGAAAAUGGUGAUCAAAUAACUAGGUUUUCUGUCUCCAAAAGUUCUUUAAAUACGAUGGCAUUUUCUCCAGACGGAUCACUUUUAGCAAUUGGAGCUGAAGAUGGCAAUAUUUACUUAUACUUAGCACAAAACGAUGGAUGCAAAUAUUCAAAAGGAGGUAUAAUGAAGGGAUUACAUCCAAUAUUAAUUUUAGAUUGGGCAAGGAAUGGACAAUAUAUACAAACUGUUGUAAGCAAUGAUGAAUAUCACGAAUUAGUCAUAUGGAAUGUGAAGACUAUGAAUGCUUUGAGUGACAUGUCCGAAGCGGAACAUAUAGAAUGGGAAGAAAUAACUUGUACCUUAGGACAUAGUGUGUUUGGCAUAUGGACAAAUCAGUACUUUAAAAAUGUCAUCAAUGUAAGUUGUCAUCGAUCAAAUUCAAAAGAUUUGCUGGCCGUUGGAGAUAGAAUGGGAUUUGUUCGCCUUUUUAAAUAUCCCUGUACAGAUUCUAAGGCUGCCUGUUACGAACAAAAUCAUGGAAGUUUUGAAAUCACUUCGGUUCGUUUUCUAGCAGAAGAUAAAUAUUUAGUUUCAACCGGUUCAGACGGAGUUCUACUUUGGAGAUUAGAACCUACUUAUCAAUAGUUAAUAUUGUUAAAUUUAAUACAUUGUUUAUUUUUAAUCAUAAUCAUAAAAAAUCAUUUGAGAAUUUUUGUAUAGUUAAAUAGCAAAAUUUACCGUAAUUUUCGGAAUAACUCGCAUCCCUUAGAUUGUAAAAGAAUUGUUUAUAAGUUAGUUGUAAAUUCUCUAUUGUAACUUACUUAUACGUAUAAGAGGAAUUAAAUAACAUUCUGAAACAAUUCUACACGACAAAAGCAAUAAUAAUUUCGCAUUUUUCUUUUUUUGGAUAAAAAACAUUUUUUCUCCAAUAUUGAGAUGGACUUAGAUGUAUAUUCUAAUACACAGUAUUUUCAGAAUAUGUACAUAAAUAAUUCAAUAAGUUAUAUGCGAUUUUAUGAAUAAAUAAUAUAGUAAAAAGUCGUUCCAAUAUACUCGAGAAAACAAGUAAUUUGUAAGAAAUAAACAGGAAAAAUAAGAAACAUUAGAUCUCCUGACAUG
This is a messenger RNA of Centruroides sculpturatus (bark scorpion), 3457 nucleotides long. RefSeq names its product echinoderm microtubule-associated protein-like CG42247. The coding region runs from base 32 to 2983 and encodes 983 amino acids. Gene Ontology annotation, biological process: microtubule cytoskeleton organization; intracellular signal transduction. Gene Ontology annotation, molecular function: microtubule binding. The transcript has 19 exons. Gene Ontology annotation, cellular component: mitotic spindle. The record is from RefSeq and is a predicted model, not a curated record. Lineage: Eukaryota; Metazoa; Arthropoda; Arachnida; Scorpiones; Buthidae.